AUGUUUUUUGGUACUACUAUAUUACACUUGAGAGUUGUCCUAUUAUACUUGUGUUCCUUGAGAUUCACAGUGGAAGAUAACGAGGAACGUACCCGAGCUAUCAGACGAAAAAAAAAUUACAUCGAUCGUUAUUCUCUUUCUUUUUUUUUUAAUAUCUUUAAAAAUAUUUCACCUCUCAAGUCACUUGGCUUGACUCACUGCUACUGUCACCCAUUUUUGGCGUUCUUUAUGAACAGUUCUGAGUCAGAAGCCGAAGGAAAAGGCGAAAUAUGUGACAAUUUUAUAAGUAGAAAUGUAAACAAGGAAUCUCAAAAUAUUGAACGCAUGUAUGGGCCUGGGACCUUAUGUCCAAUAUCUCCACCGUUCCCCGUUAGCCUUUACCAUCUUUGCCCAUCCGAGGUUGUGCCUAUGAGAACAGACUUGGUCUGGUACCGUUGUAUAGUCAGGUUCCAUAAAUGGAUCGUCCGAGUUUCUAAACGAAAUAUCUCUUUGGAGUUCUUAUCCUUGCUGAAAUCCGUUCCCAAUCCAGGUGUCUUCAGUACCCAGUUACUUAUUCUUAAUUCUUUCAUACUUUUCAAAGCUGUUUUCCUCGACUCGCUGAUUCUUCAGCUCUUAUUGGGUCACACAUAUUCCUCAGUGAACAAGGCCUAG
Phycomyces blakesleeanus NRRL 1555(-) is the source of this 651-nucleotide messenger RNA. RefSeq lists its product as hypothetical. Lineage: Eukaryota; Fungi; Mucoromycota; Mucoromycetes; Mucorales; Phycomycetaceae. The transcript is spliced from 5 exons. The coding region runs from base 1 to 651 and encodes 216 amino acids. The record is from RefSeq and is a predicted model, not a curated record.